GGGCGAUCGGAAGCACGUCACAGCCUUCUCACAGCCUGUUUCCUGUUUUCAAACGGGGAACUUAGCAAAGUGGCAGCCCCUCAGCUGGUCACCGGAGCUUGGAACCGAGAGCUUGAAGGAGCCAUGUGACACUCCUCCUGGACCCCUGGACACACACAGCCCCAGAGACUGGAGACUUGGAGCAUGGCAAGUCCAGAGCACCCUGGGAGCCCUGGCUGGACGGGACCCAUAACCCACUGCACUGCAAGGACCAAGCAGGAAGCACCAGCCACUGGCCCUGACCUCCUGCACCCGGGACCUGAUGGGCACUUAGACAUGCACAGCGGCCUGAGCUCCAACUCUAGCAUGACCACGCGGGAGCUUCAGCAGUACUGGCAGAAUGAGAAAUGCCGCUGGAAGCACGUCAAACUGCUCUUUGAGAUCGCUUCAGCUCGCAUCGAGGAGAGAAAAGUCUCCAAGUUUGUGGUGUACCAGAUCAUCGUCAUCCAGACCGGGAGCUUUGACAACAACAAGGCCGUCCUGGAACGGCGCUAUUCCGACUUCGCGAAGCUCCAGAAAGCGCUGCUGAAGACGUUCAGGGAGGAGAUCGAGGAUGUGGAGUUCCCCAGGAAGCACCUGACCGGGAACUUCGCGGAGGAGAUCAUCUGCGAGCGUCGGCGCGCGCUGCAGGACUACCUGGGCCUGCUCUAUGCCAUCCGCUGCGUGCGGCGCUCCCAGGAGUUCCUGGACUUCCUCACGCGGCCAGAGCUGCGCGAGGCCUUCGGCUGCCUGCGUGCUGGCCAGUACCCGCGCGCCCUGGAGCUGCUGCUGCGCGUGCUGCCGCUGCAGGAGAAGCUCACCGCCCACUGCCCCGCGGCCGCCGUCCCGGCCCUGUGCGCCGUGGUGCUGUGCCACCGCGACCUCGACCGCCCUGCCGAGGCCUUUGCGGCCGGAGAGAGGGCCCUGCAGCGCCUGCAGGCCCGGGAAGGCCAUCGCUACUACGCGCCUCUGCUGGACACCAUGGUCCGCCUGGCCUACACGCUGGGCAAGGACUUCGUGUCUCUGCAGGAGAGGCUGGAGGAGAGCCAGCUCCGGAGGCCCAUGCCCCGCGGCAUCACCCUGAAGGAGCUCACUGUGCGGGAAUACCUACACUGAGCCGGCCUGGGACCCCGCAGGGACGCUGGAGAUUUGGGGUCACCAUGGCUCAAGGUGGGCUGUUUGGGGUUCUUCUCCUUCUUUCUUUUUUUCUUUUUCCUAUUCUUUUUUGGUAUUUGAGAUAGUCUUGCUCUGUCACCCAGGCUGGAGUGCAGUGGCUCAAUUAUGGUUCACUAAAGCCUCAAACUCCUGGGCACAAGCCAUCCUCCCGCCUCAGCCUCCCAAGUAACUGGGAUUACAGGUGCACACCACCACACCAGGCUCAUGUUUUUUAAUUUUUUUGUAGAGACAGGGUCUCUCUCUUGGCCAGGCUGGUCUCAAACUUCUGACCUUAAAUGAUCUUCCUGCUCCAGCCUCCCAAAACACUGGGAUUACAGGUGUGAGCUGCCACCCCUGGCCUGGGGUUCAUUUUUAAUAGGAAAAGCCAUUGAGGGCUCUAACUCACUUUGGACAAGCCACUCCUCUGGUCCUCAAUUUCCCCAUCUGUAUGGAACAGAGGUGCUCCUGGGGUCCCUUGAAAGUCUCACCAGUAUCUUCAUGGGAAGCUAGAGGAGAAGUUUAUCUUGCACAUUCUAGACAAAGCUUAGUCCAUUUCCUUGAAGACAGUUCUCUCCAGCUGUUCCAAGGCUUUUCUCUCUGUUCCUUCCACCUCAGAAUUGCUUUAAAAUAUUCCCAUCCAUUAUCCUAAUACUAUCCUCAUAUUCUAGCCUUUCUCCUUUACCAUGUAGACCUGACACAGCAAAACAAAAACUCACCUAUUGCCCUCAAGAACAGCCUCUACACACACACACACACACACACACACACACACACACACAGUGGGAGUUGUAUGCCAUCCUUUGAAGGGUGGUAGAAUCCUGAGCCAGAAAGAAAUAAUGGCAUAAAAUUUUAUGAUACAAGGCACUUUUGGCAAGGGAAGUUGCCAACAAUUUUUUCUGGCUGGGAUGGUGUAGCACAUUGUCUAGGUGUAGAUUUUCAUUCCAUAAAUGGCUUCCCUGGGUUAUGUAGACACAGCCCUGGGAGGAGGUGAUACAACAUACUUAAUGGGGCUUCUGGGUAGAAAAGAGACUGAAUCCUCAAUGCUGCCCCUUUUGAGGGUCUGUGAUCCUGGAACCUCUCUGGUGGGUUGGGAUGCCCUUGACUGAGGUCUGCUGUCUGGAAAGGACACCACAGGCUCAGAAUGAAGAGGCAUCUGGAUCAAUUACCUAGAUACAACACAGGGCUUGGAGCUGGUGGUACAGGCAUGUUUCGGCCCAAUGUGUGUUUGAGGCUGGAAGCCCCUGAAGAUCUAAACAGCCUGGAUGAGUUUAUUAGGGUGAAUUUAAAAGGCUGUAACUUGGGAACCUUAAUGUGAGCCACCACUUAAGGGGAGGGACUUGGCCCAGCAAGUGAUCACUCUAGAGGUGGACAAGCAUGCACCAGACUGCACCAGAAUCUGUUCAACAGCAACACCUUGUGGUAACAACUAUAGGCAACCCAGCAGGCUAGAUGGGAGGUUAGAAACAGAUACAUUUGGACAGAUAUCCCUCAAGUCUCCCAAUCUACUCCAGGGAAAGGAUACUUGAACUGGGAGCUAUUGGACUUCUUGAAAAGCUGGGCCUAUGGAAAAUUAAAGUAUUAAAUGGAAAAAUUAAAUAACUGUUAGUCUAUUUGUGAUG
Molecule: messenger RNA, 2792 nt
Organism: Callithrix jacchus (white-tufted-ear marmoset)
Lineage: Eukaryota; Metazoa; Chordata; Mammalia; Primates; Cebidae
Gene: SNX20
Product: sorting nexin 20
Biological process (GO): protein transport
Cellular component (GO): early endosome membrane
Molecular function (GO): phosphatidylinositol phosphate binding
Source: RefSeq, a predicted model, not a curated record